AUGGCAUCCUCUGACGGACCCUUCGCCGACUGGCACGAGAUCAUCGUCUGGGGAUGUGACUGGUUGAGCAGUCAGAUACCACCCGAGGUCUCUAGUACUUCUGCCGCCACCAUGCCUCCAACUCCAACACCGGUUGCAGACAAUGUUACGAGUCCGAUUCCGCCUGCCACAGACUCAAAGGACAAGCCUGCAGAGGGCAUGCCACACCCAAGUGCAGAGCUCCCUGCCACCACAUCUCCCUUCGCCGCCACAAAGGCCUUGCUGAGGCCAAAUGAGGUUUCCUCGUCUCGAGCAGCUAUUCCACUGCCAAUCCCGAGCGCACUAGGACGCACAGAGGUGGCACCCAACCCUCUGUCCACCCCUGCCAUCGCUUUCCCACUGCCCACUACGGAAUCAGACGUGGUUCCAAGCAUUGCGGGAACAAGACGGAAAGCGGACAAGGCCAGUGAUGACUGGAGUCAUUCGAAAAGGAGUAGGUUGGAAACUAUGCGCGUGGCGGAAAGAAUCCAUCCGCCUGCCCAACCACAAGCUGGACCUAGUAGGCUCAUCGAAGCCUAUGAAGGUAGCAAGGGCAAUGCCCUCGAACCGCACAAUUCCACAACAGGAGCUUCCAGUUUUAUGGAGGAUUUCCAAGCCUCUGGUCCCGCCCCCGUCAAUGUACAGUUGUGGGGCCAAGGGCCUAUCCCGACGCAGACCUCGCUUGUCGGUCAACCGACUUUGUUCUCUGCUUCGACGUUGUCUCUGCUUCCAACGUCGUUUUCUUCUCUCUCGACAGGAUCUUCUGCACCUCACAUUAGCCAGAUGACCCUCCCCUCCGUUCCAAUGCCAUCUUCGCGCAGUGCAUUUUCAACACCAGACCCCAGCCAGUCAUCCUCUGCCACGACGAAUCAAUCCAUGAACGGGUCAAGAUACAAUGACCAUGGGGUGACGUUCAGUGCACCCCCGGUAUCACUUCCUGCGCCGUCAACGUUCUACCCUGCCUCGCACUCUUUCCCAUCAGUCUCGACAGUCAACAUCACUCCAGAGAUGCUGCUCGUGGCUCAGGAACGGGCAUCCCUCUUCCCUCCCGUUCCAAUGCGUAACGGCCAGACAUCGUACAAUUCCGGCCCGUUCAACUGCCAUAUCUGCAUUCUCGGCUUCCGCACGAAAAGAGAACUCACCACGCAUAAUCGAAGGCAGACACAUGCAAGGCGCGUGCUGGUACUGAAUGGGUACAGAACGUUGCCGCCGAAAGACUUCCCCUGCGAUUAUCCUGAGUGUGACAAGGAAUAUUCGAAUCGCUCGAGCUUGGUCACACACAGGAAGAUAGCACACGGAAUUGGCGGGCAAGGAGGCGCAAUGUCCUUGCCAGUCGCAGACCUCAAGUCUAAAGCCGUCAAAGCCAAAGAUGCGAGCGUGAGCAAGCUCUCCACCACGCGUGAUCGCAUGAAGAGCACGCCCAGUGCUCAGACAGGCUUCGACCCAUACGCGAAGAGAACACCGCCACCGCCACCGCCCCUCCGUUCGACCAGCUCCCGCAGCGCCGAAUCGUCUUCAUCCGCCUCUGUCUCUGCGCGCCCACCUCCACCGCCCGUUCAUCGCACCUCGCGCCCUGACGCAGCACCUCCACCCGUAUUAUCACGGAGGAGGCCCUCCACCGUCGAUCACGGCAGCAGUUCCGUCCGAGCAUACGGGGACGAACAACAACGAGAGUCGGCCGAUCGAAUCGACUGGUCGAAUCUGUCCACAGAGGAUAAGCAGGCGCUCUUCAGCUGGCUGGACGAAUUUUUCUCGCGAUAUCUUGGGCGGCCUGUGGGUCCAAUAAAAGCCGGUGUGCAUCCGAUAUCGGGAUUUGCUGGCUCGGAGACUUUAAGUGCAAGCUGGCGUCGUACGCUGCCGCCACCUCUUGCACCGCUGACUGGCCCGCCUAAACCCAAUCUCUCUACGAAACCUCUCCCCGCGUCCUUCGAGAAUAUGUAA
Messenger RNA from Heterobasidion irregulare TC 32-1, 1959 nucleotides. RefSeq lists its product as uncharacterized. Bases 1 to 1959 code for a protein of 652 amino acids. Lineage: Eukaryota; Fungi; Basidiomycota; Agaricomycetes; Russulales; Bondarzewiaceae. The transcript is spliced from 5 exons. The record is from RefSeq and is a predicted model, not a curated record.